GCGGCGCCGGACAGAAAUCCUACGGGGCAGGGGCACCGGCGAGCGUGAGUUGCAGUUAAAGGAAGAUGGACACACACAGUUCAGCCAAAGUCAAUGCAAGAAAGAGGAGGAAAGAGGCACCUGGACCCAAUGGGGCAACACAGGAAGAUGGAAUUCCUUCAAAAGUGCCACGCUCUGCAGUAGGCUUACGGCAGCCAGCUCCUUUUUCUGAUGAAAUUAAAGUUGACUCUAGUAAGCCUUAUGUCAGGGUAACUAUGGAAGAAGCCUGCAGAGGAACUCCUUAUGACCGGCCUGUGAGAGUUUAUGCAGAUGGAAUAUUUGACUUAUUUCACUCUGGUCAUGCCCGGGCUCUGAUGCAAGCAAAGAACCUUUUCCCUAAUACAUAUCUCAUUGUGGGAGUCUGCAGUGAUGAGCUGACGCACAACUUCAAAGGCUUCACGGUGAUGAAUGAAAAUGAGCGCUACGAUGCAGUGCAGCAUUGCCGCUAUGUGGAUGAAGUGGUGAGGAAUGCCCCCUGGACCCUGACACCCGAGUUCCUGGCAGAACACCGGAUUGAUUUUGUAGCCCAUGAUGACAUCCCUUAUUCUUCUGCUGGGAGUGAUGAUGUUUAUAAGCACAUCAAGGAAGCAGGCAUGUUUGCUCCAACACAGAGGACAGAAGGUAUCUCCACAUCAGACAUCAUCACCCGAAUUGUCCGGGACUAUGAUGUGUAUGCGAGACGAAACCUACAGAGAGGCUACACAGCUAAGGAGCUCAAUGUCAGCUUUAUCAAUGAGAAGAAAUACCAUUUGCAGGAGCGGGUUGACAAAGUAAAGAAGAAAGUGAAAGACGUGGAAGAAAGGUCAAAAGAAUUUGUUCAGAAGGUAGAGGAAAAAAGCAUUGACCUCAUUCAAAAAUGGGAGGAGAAAUCCCGAGAAUUCAUUGGAAGUUUCCUGGAAAUGUUUGGUCCUGAAGGAGCACUGAAACAUAUGCUGAAAGAAGGAAAAGGCCGGAUGCUGCAGGCCAUCAGUCCAAAGCAGAGUCCCAGCAGCAGCCCUACUCGUGAACGUUCCCCUUCCCCUUUUCGAUGGCCCUUCUCUGGCAAGACUUCCCCACCUUCCUCUCCAGCAAACCUCUCCAGGCACAAGGCUGCAGCCUAUGAUAUCAGUGAGGAUGAAGAGGACUAAUUUGCCAUUCCUCCUUCCCUUUCCCCUUCCUCUGGCCUAUCACUUUCAGAGGCUCUCUGUUGAAUUCCAAAUUGUGAUCCCAACACUAAACCCAAGGACAACUACAAAGGAGAGUUUUGGGGCAAGAGGAUCUGGGAUGGGGGAACCAAACAGCCCAUCCUCCAAGAGGUAUCAAUCGCCCACACCAAGGAGGAGGCUGACUACACCUUAGAAGCCUGUUCUGCAUCCCUCUACCCUCUCCAAGGACUUUGCUUUACUGUUUGUAUUCAUGUGAUCUUGACAGGGAAAUUGUCAUUUUUAUUAAUUUAAAGAAAAUUAGUCUUUCAAAUGGAGUAAGUAGAACUAAUAUUUUGCCCCUGAAGAGUGGGCAGAAGAAGGAAGUGGUGUAUCUACCCAGAGGCCUUUUCUUCACACUAUAGUGUUUGCCUUCUGUUCUGAAGCAAACUGACUUGCCAAGUCCUUUAAGCAAUGGGCCAUGUUGAUGGGUGAUUUGGGGGCCAUGGUUGGGAAGGGGGUUAUCGUAAUUUUGAUUUCCUUUAAAAAAAGCUAAAAGCUGAAUAAUUCAGUCAGACACACCCUAAAUGUAUUGCUGGCACAUGUGCCAAUGUGGGAAGAAGGAGCUCUGAGCCUAACUUUUCUUACUCCUUGAGGAGUUUCUUGCUGGACCCAGUGGGAUCCAUGAAAACACUGAUGGGGAUGGCACCAGACCACAUGGCAUCAUCUGUAGUCUUUCUGCCAUGCUCUUCUCAGAAAACUCUUACCCAGUUAUUUGAGAGCCCUUGGCAAUCUCUUUACUACAGUGUACCUUUAAAAAAAAGGAGUACUUUGGGGGUUGCUAUGAUUGAGGAAGGAGGACUAUACUCAGUCCAAUACAAACUCAGUUUAGAUUAAUUUCCUGCUGGGAGUAAGUCCCUGGCCCUAUUACCCUAAUUUCAAUGAUAUUACCUAGCUUUUUACAAAGAAUACUUUACAGAUGUCUGCAGUUUGAACAUGGUCUGUUAAUUCAUGUUGCUCAGAGCCAUAUUAAGUAUUUAGAGAGGUUUGCACAGAACAUAGAGGCAACAGCAUAAGGAAACCCCUCCCUUUCUAAAGCAACAGCCUUAUCUUGACCUCUUCCCCUCUUAAGAAUGCUCUUAACUGGAGCCAGUGCUCCACAGAGUGUUUCUUUCCCUUUGAGAUCUGCAGCUGGAAGGGACUUCCUCCCCUGCCCCUCAGCAGGCCACAAAGCAUGGGUUCACAUUGUAGAAGUAGGUAGCUUCACUUCCUGGCAUUUGCUCCCAUGUGCCUGGUGGUUAUGGUCCCACCACUCCUGUUAGGUUGCUCAGGGGGACUCACCACUUAAACUGUACAUCAAAGAAUGCUGACACUUCACACUGUGCUGCUGAGCAUGAGCUGAUUUUUAAACCUGCAGCAUCCUGUCUCCUCAGCUACAUGACCUAGCAGAUCAACCACCAGUAAUCGUGUAGCUGGAUUCAGGAGAAAAUUGCCUAUUCCAGGCCCCACCCCCUGUUACUCAUAAACACCCCUUCUUAGGGUGGAGUUUUAGUGUUUUCAGCCAAGAAACCCACAUUUCAUAUUUUUCUUGUCCCUCUGCUAAUGCUGUGAUCCUCCCACAGUCCCUUCCUUGAACACUUUCUGGUGAAACUGGCUCUUCUGCCUGAGAGUCAGAGGCUGGAAUCAUUGCCUGCCUGCACAGCAGAACUACCUAGGUUCUUAAAACCCAGAUCACCCAGAGAGGCAGAGCAUGGCAAAGUAAAGGAACAAAGAGGGGGAAACCUCUUGUUAUCCUAAUGGCCUAUGAAAACUGCACUUCAAAUUCUUCUCAUCAAGUGCUAUUUCUACUGUCAAAUCUGAUUCACACAAGCUUUGGCUUAGGAUCUUUUUUUUGAAACAAUUGAAGUUAAUGUUUUCCCAUAUUACCCAGCUUCAUAUGAUCACAUAUUUUAACUUUUCUGCAUCAGGUUUCUGUCUUUGGGAAUUUUGCCUAUUUCUGUCUGGC
Molecule: messenger RNA, 3165 nt
Organism: Choloepus didactylus (southern two-toed sloth)
Lineage: Eukaryota; Metazoa; Chordata; Mammalia; Pilosa; Megalonychidae
Product: choline-phosphate cytidylyltransferase A-like
Exons: 1
Coding region: 66-1166 (366 amino acids)
Biological process (GO): CDP-choline pathway
Cellular component (GO): endoplasmic reticulum
Molecular function (GO): choline-phosphate cytidylyltransferase activity; phosphatidylcholine binding
Source: RefSeq, a predicted model, not a curated record